AUGAAGUCAACAGCUUAUGUCCACUUCCUCCCACAAGCACUUGAGGGACAAGAGAAGGUCAUCAUUGACUACCUUCAAGCCACUGAGAAGCUCCAAAAGCUUCAAGAUCUCCGCGAAGAGUUCAAGUCCCGCUUGAAACAGGAGAACUUACUGCAGGAGUACAUGCUCAUCCUUUAUACACUCAUUGAUGGCUCCCAUUUACCAUCAGAGUACACUGCAGUUCUUGAUGCACUCAAAGAUCUUCGCGAACACCAGCCGAUCGGUAAAGAAGCCUUCGAGCUCACCAUUGAGCAAGCCAUCUUCGCCAAGCACAAUGCAAAGAAGCAGAUGCUCGAAGCUCUUGACAAGAUCAAAAAGUACGUCGAAAAGUACUAA
This is a messenger RNA of Trichomonas vaginalis G3, 375 nucleotides long. RefSeq lists its product as uncharacterized. Bases 1 to 375 code for a protein of 124 amino acids. The record is from RefSeq and is a predicted model, not a curated record. NCBI's taxonomy places the organism in Eukaryota, Parabasalia, Trichomonadida, Trichomonadidae. The transcript has a single exon.